Corvus hawaiiensis (hawaiian crow) is the source of this 2688-nucleotide messenger RNA. RefSeq lists its product as uncharacterized. The record is from RefSeq and is a predicted model, not a curated record. Lineage: Eukaryota; Metazoa; Chordata; Aves; Passeriformes; Corvidae. The transcript is spliced from 2 exons. Gene Ontology annotation, molecular function: nucleic acid binding; RNA-DNA hybrid ribonuclease activity.
AUGGGGGGGGGGUCUCCCCACCCCGUUCAACCGCCGGGGCAGCCCGCACGGGGGGGGGGGGGAGUGGUGGCUCCGCUGCCACCACCGCCACCGCCGCCUCCGCCGGCGGGGCAGCCCGCACAAGUGGGGGUGGGGGAUGGGGGAGCAGUGGCGCCACCGCCGCCACCGCCGCCACCGACUCCACCGCCGGGGCAGCCCGCACAGGGGGGAGAUGGGGGAGUGGUGGCUCCACCGCCGCCGCCGCCUCCACCGCCGGGGCAGCCCGCACAGGGGGGAGAUGGGGGCGCAGUGGCUCCCCCACCACCGCCGCCGCCACCGACUUCGCUGCCGAGGCGGCCCACACAGGUGGGGGCGGGGGAUGGGGGAGCAGUGGCUCCCCCACUGCUGCCGCCGCCGCUGCCGUCGCCGCCUCCGCUGUCCCCGCCGCUGUCCGGGUGGGGGCAGGGGAGGGGGCAGGCGGCCGGCUCCAAGCCGGAGGAGCGGCACAGGGCCCCCCCACGCCCAGCCUCGUCAGGGGCAGAGGGCGGGCGCGGAGGCAGAGUUUUAUUGGAAAAGUUGGAAACAGAAAUUAAGUUUUCAAAGGAAGGGGGAGUGAAAGUUAUAAUCCCAGAAUCUAAAAUUAUCGAAGCAGCUGCUAUACUUGUGCAGGAAUGCCAUGGAAAAAUUCCCAAAGAAGUUGAAGAGGCUGUCAUUCAAAUAGUGUGGGCCAAUGAUUCUCCUGGGAGAUACAAAAAAGCUGAAGCUGUGAGUAUCACACUCAAAGCAGGGGCUACACCAGUAAGGCAAAGACAAUAUCCUCUGAAAUUAGAAGCUCGUAAGGGAUUGGUACCUGUGAUUGAAAAGUUUCUCAAAUUUGAGUUAUUAGUAGAAAGUGAAUCCAGGUACAACACACCAAUCUUGCCAGUGAAGAAAGCUGAUGGUAAAAGCUACAGGUUGGUACAGGAUUUGAGGGAAAUCAACAAGAUAACAGAGGACAUACACCCAGUGGUAGCGAAUCCUUACACACUUUUGACAACACUAACAAAUGAAUUAGGGUAGUUCACUGUUUUAGAUCUCAAGGAUGCCUUUUUCUGCAUUCCUGUUCAUAAGAAUAGCCAAGAACUCUUUGCUUUUGAGUGGGAGAAUCCUGAAACAGGGAGAAAGACCCAGCUCACCUGGACAGUUUUACCACAAGGAUUCAAAAACAGCCCGACCAUAUUCGGAAACCAGCUGGCAAAGGAGCUUGAGGACUGGAGGAAACAAGAACCAGGAGGAGCAGUUCUCCAGUAUGUUGAUGACAUCUUGAUAGCGGCCAAGACACGAGAUGACUGCAUCGAGCUCACUGUAAGUCUGUUGAACUUUUUGGGCCAAAGUGGGUAUUGGGGCUCGAAAGAGAAGGCACAGGUUGCCAGGGAAACAGUAGUAUACCUGGGCCUGGAAAUUUUCCGUGGACAUCGACAACUCAGCAGAGAACGGAAGGAAGCCAUCUGCCGACUUCCAGAGCCCCAUACCGUAAGGGAGAUGCAGGCCUUCCUGGGAAUGGUAGGUUGGUGUCGCCUGUGGAUAUCAAACUACGGUCUGCUGGUGAGACCUUUAUAUGAGGUCCUUAAAGCAGCUGAAAAGGGGAAAAUCAUGUGGACAGAGAAUGCCAGGGCUGCAUUUAAACAGCUGAAACAUUCCUUGAUGUCAGCCCCAGCUCUGGGGCUGCCGGACCUGACUAAACCUUUUGAACUCUUUACACAUGAGCGACUGAAUGUUGCUCUGGGGGUACUGGCACAGCACCUUGGAGACCAGCGAAGGGCUGGGGCCUAUUUCUCAAAACAACUAGACAAUGUAGCCCAGGGGUGGCCUGGAUGCUUGAAAGCUGUGGCAGCAACAGUCCUUCUGAUACAGGAGGCCCAUAAAUUCACCCUUGGGCAGCACAUUGUCGUGUAUGUACCCCAUGCAGUGAUAAAUGUGCUGGAGCAAAAGGGGGGACACUGCCUCUCCCCUAGCAGGAUGCUCAAAUACCAAUCUGUGUUGUUGGAACAGGAUGAUGUUACUCUAAAAACAACUUCUGUGGUAAACCCUGCGAUGUUUUUAUCAUCCACGUUACUUGACAGUGUGCCUGAGCAUGAUUGUUUGCAGACAAUAGAGGAAACUUAUUCCAGCAGACCAGACCUGAAAGAUGUUCCUUUGAAAGAUCCAGACUGGGAACUGUACACUGAUGGGAGCAGCUUCAUGAGAAACGGUAGGAGGAUGACCGGUUACGCUGUAACCACCUCAGAUAAAAUCAUUGAGGUAAAAGCCUUGCCUCCAGAUGUAUCAUCACAGAAAGCUAAACUCAUUGCACUAACGAGAGCUCUAGAACUGAGCGAGGGGAGGAAGGUGAACAUAUGGACUGAUUCCAAAUAUGCCUUCAGUGUUGUGCAUGCCCACGGAGCUAUUUGGAAGGAACGUGGCCUUCUGACUGCUCAAGGUAAUGAAGUUAAGCAUGCUAAACAAAUUCUUGCACUUUUACAGAGUAUUUGGAAGCCUACGGAAGUGGCUAUCAUGCAUUGCAAGGGUCAUCAAAAAGGGAAAACAGCCCCUGAACUGGGAAAUCGUUUUGCUGACAAAACAGCCAGGGGGAUUGCAGAAAAAGGCAUUUUUGCAGUGGUACCACAGAAAGAGAUAAAUUUGUCAUCAUUUACCCCAAAAUACAAUCAGAGGGAUCACAAAUUAAUUUAG